AUGCUGGAUUGCCUGAAGAAAAGACUGGAAGGCGCACAAGGAAAAUGGGUCGAUGAGCUGCUAGGUGUCUUGUGGUCGUUUCGCACAACCAAAAGGAGAUCAACCUACGAGACACCAUUUUGCAUGGCCUAUGGGACAAAAGAAAUCCUCUCUCCACACAUCACAGUCCCCUCCAUGAGCAUUGAGGUGGGCAAUCUUGACCAAAACUACAAGCAGAUGAAAGUUAACCUUGAUCUGCUUGAAGAAGAACGAAGAAGACCUUGUGCUCAGAAAGACAUUCAUCACAGCACCAAGGCAAGGGUCAAAGAAGAUGAAGCCCAACUAGGAAAGCCCCUAUGUGAUCAGCCGACUUGGAGGCAGAGGAAGUUAUGCCCUCGACACUCUAGAAGGGAAGGAAAUUCCGAGACAAUGGAAUGCCCACCACCUUCGGAGAUACUAUCCAUGAAGCUUCUCACUUACCAACUGGGUUCCUAG
This is a messenger RNA of Prunus armeniaca (apricot), 474 nucleotides long. NCBI's taxonomy places the organism in Eukaryota, Viridiplantae, Streptophyta, Magnoliopsida, Rosales, Rosaceae. The record is from the annotation of a GenBank genome assembly.